AUGACAGUUAAACAAAAAGUUUUAGUACUUGGUAAACCCAAGCAACAGUUCCUCAAAGAAUUCAAUGGGAAAUUUGAAUUUAUUCAUUAUGAAAUAACCACACUUGAAAAAGUUUUACAUGAUUUUCAAACCAAGCUUGCAGAUAUAGAAGCAAUAUAUGCAGGCUGGUCGGGGUUUCACAAGAUUGGUGGGUUUAGAGGAAAACUAAUAAGUUUUGCUCCCAAAAAUCUUAGGAUUAUAGCUAGUUGUACAGUAGGUUACGAUCAUUACGACAGUCAGGGGAUGGCAGAAAGAGGUAUUAUAUUAACCAAUGUCCCUUCUCAAAUUGCCUUUGAAGCAGUUGCAGAUCUUGUCUUAUAUAAUACAAUCACAAGUUUUAGAAAUUUUAAAAUAUUUGAAAAUCACUUUGGACCAGAUAUUGGUCAUACUGCUAUAAUAAGAACAUCUGUAGUCGAAGGUGAAUUUGAUCAGCAGUCAGGAAAAGCUCUCAUACAAACUACUUUUGGUGAUGGAUAUGCCGAUGCUUGUUGUGGAAGAGAAAACCUCUCUCCUAGAGGUCAUAAUGCAGUUAUUGUUGGUUUUGGAAAUAUUGGGAAACUAAUUGCAACCAGGUUGGCAUGUAUAGGAAUGAAUAUACAUUAUGUCAAAAGAAGACCUCUAAGCGCUGAAGAAGAGAAAUCUGUUGGUAUUAAGAUGACAUAUCAUCAAUCUUUGGCAGAUACAGCUGAUUUUGCCGAUCUUAUAGUGAUUGCGUGUCCAGGUACUCCUGCUACCAAGCAUAUGAUAAAUGAAGACUUAAUAAAUAAAAUGAAGAAGCAAGUGAGAAUAAUUAACAUUGGUAGGGGAUAUGUUAUACAUGAAGAAGCUUUAGUCAAUGGCUUGAAACUGGGUAAGGUAUUGUUUGCUGGUUUAGACGUAUUUGAGCAUGAGCCAGGUGUUCAUCCUGAGUUGUUUGGUAGAGAAGAUGUAGUUUUGACCCCACAUAUUGGCUCGGCUAUAACAGAGAAUGAUAAAUUUACUGCUAUGACAUCUUUGAAAAACAUUGAAACCGUUUUGUUUGGUUAUAGUAGGGAAUUAACUAGAGUAAAUUAG
Molecule: messenger RNA, 1092 nt
Organism: Hemisphaericaspora subhashii
Lineage: Eukaryota; Fungi; Ascomycota; Pichiomycetes; Serinales; Debaryomycetaceae
Exons: 1
Coding region: 1-1092 (363 amino acids)
Cellular component (GO): cytosol
Molecular function (GO): hydroxypyruvate reductase [NAD(P)H] activity; NAD binding; glyoxylate reductase (NADPH) activity
Source: RefSeq, a predicted model, not a curated record